CACAGCACGGGGUCGAAUGCUUGUGAUUCGUUCGGGCUAUUGCACAUUUUCCCCAGAAGAAUAAAGAGCACACGUACCGCUGUCCAAGAUAGACCAUGGGUCCGACACAGGCAGAUGUCUGGAAUGUCGCUGGCAACAGCGAGCGACACGUUUGGCUAUUGUUCAAGAACUUCGAUCGCAACUAGAACCACACGAUUUCUAGGCAGCGGUAACAGCAGUCUCAGCGACAGGAGAUGGGGGAAAAGCGCCUUUGAGUUUAAUCGGGGAGCCGACAACCACAACGAGAACCCGGAUUCGAAAUUCGCGAAAUACCUUGAGCCGUGGAGCCUGGAUCUAUUCAUUUCAGUAGAUGAGAUUAUUCGGGACGACGAUCCGCAAAACGAUCGCUGGAUUUCCAAAAUGAUGAUCGAUUUCAUGAAACGCCUCGAGAUCAACUCGGAACGGUUGACUGUUCUGCAGCAACGUGUCGAAGACUUUCACUCGAGGUUGCGAAAUCUGCUGCGGAACAGCAACCAGGCAUCGGCCUCUAUCCAAGAUAUGAUUCACAUCCUGGAAGACGAACGGAAAGUGUUGCGGAACCUCCAGCGCUUGCACUACGACACUUGGAAGAGUGCCAAGUUCCAGUACAUGGGAUGGAGUCCCGACGGAGACGAGGACAUCGACAACGACGAUGAUUGUGAGGAUCCGAUUGUCAUUUUGGAUCCAAAGCAGAGGCAGAUUCGUUGGAAUGCACUGGUGCAGAACGCCUCCGAAAGCUCGGCCCGACACGCGAUGACCAUCGAACAAAUGAGUGAGCUCGUCAUUCUGCUCAAACCCCUCAGCCCCAAACAUAGCAAGCAUCCGUUGAUUCUUCCACCGGGAGAGUCCUUCGACGACGACCUCGAUUGUGUCCACGACACAGUCUCCGCCUUCAUGAGGUGCCGGAUGACCCAGCAACUGCUUUCUCAGCACAUGAUGGCCACGGGCCAGGAUGCACUUGGCACCAGCAUUGGUAAAAGAAUUGAAGCCAAACGGAAACAACAACGGGCAGCUAAUCCAACCGACGAUGACGCCGAUGCUGCUACGAACGGCAAGAUUGUCGGUGCCAUCAAUGUCGAUUAUCCGGUGGCAUCCAUUUUGCGAGCCUCUGCAACGGAAGCCUCUCAGCUGUGCGAAGCAACCUAUCUCAUUUCUCCACAAUGUGAGUUUGUAGCUGCGACGGAAGAAAUUGACGAUGACUCCUGCGGAGAUUCUUGCGUUUCUCCUGCCCCCGCCAGCGAUAACAGCUAUGAAUCGGUCUCGGCAACCUUUGUUCGGUCAUGGUUGCAGUAUACCCUGAUCGAAUUGUUGAAAAAUGCCAUGGCGGCUACUGUGGAAAGAAAUCCUGAGAUUGUCUCGGCGGCGAUGGAUGAAGAUUGCAACUUCAGCGAUUCGGACAGCGAUUCGGACAGYGAUUCCGAUGAUGAUGCGCCCCAACAYCUCCCUCCUGUAUAUCUCCAGGUCUUGGAUUCACCCGAGGAUGAAAGUAUCUAUAUCCACAUCUACGAUCAAGGGGGAGGAAUCGACGAUGAUUUCGAUCUGGAACGCCUGUUUCGCUUCGCACAGCGGGACACUGUAUGGGAUCGCAUGGACGACCAACAAACCUAUAGYUGUGAGUUCUCGCAAAUAUUUUUGUGUUUGUAUGGGAUCUACUUCUCWCUCUCAUUAUGCUUUGCAACCGUCUCCUUUCUCUUUAUUGGUACGAACACGACAGUGGUUCGAAGCCCUCUCAAGGGUCUUGGUGUCGGAUUGAGUUUGAGUCGGUGGCAUAUGCGGCAUUUCGGAGGAGAGCUGACACUGGAACGCCGCGCCGCAGGCGCAAUCCGGGUUUUAAGCGAUUCUGGUGGACGUGGAAAUGGCGACUCGAAAUGGUGCCUUUUGGGCAAGGGAAUGACGGCCUCGAUACGCAUGCCRAAGGACUCCAAKAUCAAGCUAGCUAUUUCGUAGUGAAGGGUACAUUAGUUGGGUUUGAACAAAAUGGGGUURAUCAA
Pseudo-nitzschia multistriata is the source of this 2009-nucleotide messenger RNA. Lineage: Eukaryota; Bacillariophyta; Bacillariophyceae; Bacillariales; Bacillariaceae. The record is from the annotation of a GenBank genome assembly.